Molecule: messenger RNA, 3009 nt
Organism: Balaenoptera ricei (Rice's whale)
Lineage: Eukaryota; Metazoa; Chordata; Mammalia; Artiodactyla; Balaenopteridae
Gene: FAM149A
Product: family with sequence similarity 149 member A
Source: RefSeq, a predicted model, not a curated record
CUCUUUUCUCAGCUCGCGGUGGCGCUGGCAGCUGCAGAAGUCGCCUCCGUGGGCUCCCGGACCCCUGGCCCUCGGGGUCUCGCAGCACUAGGGCAGAGAAGGGACUGCUCCCCGCGUCGGGGCAGGUCCGGCCGAGCGGGGCCGAGCGCCUGGGGGGGAUCCUCCGCGUGGGGAGAGCACCAGAGGCUCCCGGGGUGCGCGGCUUGAGGGGACCCCACGACCCCCGUCCCCGCCCCGGGCCGCCUCGUCCCGAUCCCUGCGGGCGGCGGUGGAUGGAGCCCCGCAGCCCGGCUCCCCGCGGACUUGAGGUUCGGCCAGCAGCCAGGACAGCAUUUCCAAGGCCAGGACAUGAAGGUCGCUGUGUUGGACCUUGGGUCUCUCUUUGCCAAAAUCUUCAAGACCUCGACGGCGCCCGCGGCGGUUCCCCCGCCGGUCGCCUCCUCCAGCCACUCGCGAGGCGCAGCCACCGCAGGGCCGGCGGGCAUCGGGGCGGGCACCCGGCUUGGCACGGCCCCGACCUUGACCCUCUUUCCAGCCCUGGCGCCCGACUCCCGCUCCGGCUCGCGGGGGGCGCCAGCCCUGCAGCAGCCGACACCCGCCCCGCUCCAUCCUCUGCUCGCCGCCUCCCACCCCCGGGUCUCGGUCGCGAGCCCCACGGCAGAAGCGGGAGGGACCCCCCUCUGGCUGCCCAGUAGCCCGAGAGCAGCCAAAGUCCGGUCCUCGCCCCCGCCCCUGCCCUCGGCCCCCUCCAGCGGCGUCUGCGGCGCAGCCGGCUCCCCCGCCCCCCCGGUGGCCGUGGCGCGGCCGCCCCCGGGCCCUGGCGGGGUCUGGGCGGCGCUGCCGUCCAUCGGGGGCUCCGCGGGCAGCGGCAGUGUGACCGCAAGCCCACCGAGCCCUCGCCCGCCCGGCCCCGGGGAGCGGGAGCCCGGCACUCGGGUACCCCCCGGGCCUGGCCCCAAGACCCUGUUCUGCACCCUGCCGGACCUCGGCGAGGAGUGGGCCUCGGACAGCGACUCGGAGGACGGCCGAGAAGCGUACCAAAUGCUGUGUGCAUAUUCUAUAAUCAUUGCCGUGAAUCCCCAAAACAAACAUACAAGAAGAGGGCUGCCAGAAGGAUCUGGAAAGCAGAGUUUUGCUGUGAAAAGCAAAGAUCCUUUACCUACACAUUUUACAAGAAAUGUACAGAAAGCCAUUGAUAAAUAUACCUGUGAAUCCGCGUCAUCAUUUUCAUCAAGUGGAAGCCCCACGCCCACAGAAGCUCCCAACUCCUGGUCUGGGUCUGGGACACAGAGUUCAACCACAGGCUUAUCAACCGAGAGGAGCUCCAUUUACUCUUGGAGAGAUGACGAGUUUGACAAAGCCAAUGCACAGAAAGUACAGCAGUUAUUCUGGGAGGUCGAGGAAAUGUUAUUUGAAGGGAAAGUAAGCCCUCAGACCCAGAAUCUACGGGCUGAAUGCAGUGAGUGGGCAAGAAGGUCCCUCCAUCUGAGAGUAUUAGGAAGACAGCUCAUCCUGCCCACUGAUGAAGGGGUCCGGCAUUUCCAGGGCAGCAAACCUGCUUCUGCCGUCCACAGACCCUUCUUUGACGACUGUGAACCCAGCAGCAACAUCAGAGAGCUGUGCAUCUCCGGCUCUCAAAUAGUCCCGGCCGCACUCUCAGCCCUCACCCUGCCAGGUCCUGUUGGCACAGGGGUUGCGGACCUCACGGCAUGUUCAUCCCUGGAAGAAGAGGUUUAUGAUGUGGAUGGAAAGAUUGAAGAGUAUUUCGCUUUUGACAGAAAAGAAGAUGACGAGGACUGUCUUGAACAAAACCCAGCUCAUCAUCACAGGACGUGGCAUAAGCACGGACUUCCUCCUGUAUCCCCGCAUGACUGUGUCAGAGACGCGGUGGCUGCAGAAGUGUUUGAUCACGUCUGGACAGCUGUGGUGGAAAUACUGGAAAAGCUGAUUAGAAAAAACUGGGAAAUUACACUCACAGAAGGAAAAAAACAGAAAGAAAAAUUGAAAGUAGCUGAGAAUAAAUCUCCACCUCUGGUCAUUUCCUGUAUUAAUGCUGAUGUGUCCAGUGUUCCCCCGUCCAGAAGUUCUGAAACUCGAAGUGUAAUCCUGGCUUCUCAUCUUAACCCACCUCAGAUUCACCGCUUCUCCAAUAAUUUUUAUAGUGACUUGAAUGGUGUGAUGACAAUUCAAGCAAAACCACUUCAGCAGAGACCUACCUAUUCUGCAGAUAGAACACAGGGUGAGCAAGAGGACAAAUCACUGGGUGUAGGGGCCGGUGCUCUUUCCUCGGCCCCCCACCGGCUGGCACGGAUCUUGGAUGCUCGCGGGCUACAGACUUCUGCAAAGAAAACACUGGCAUACACGAGGCUGCCUUCUCUUACCUCAGAAUCACAGAGAGUAAAAAUCCCCAGUGUGUACAGUGAUGAAGUUCUUAGGGGAACAAAACUGCAAACUGGCAUGGACCGCACGGCCUCCCCACCAGUUCAGACCUCAAGGAGCAGGUUGCCACCAAUAGGCUCAGAAACUGGGGAGCAGAAUAUGGCAGUUCCCGGAUCGCGCCCUGUUUCUUUCAGAGGAAGGCAUCCACAAAACCAUGUGUUGAGCGCAGUACCUGUCUGUGUAGAACGAUCACCCCUUCAAGAAAGAUCUCUGGCCACGGAACAGUUUUAGCCCAGCACAACCCAUACAUUUCGGUCAGAUACGCCUCGGAAAGGUUCCUUGACACUGAGGGAAUUUGCUGGUCACACAUGGACAGGUCAAGGUUUUUUGACAGGUUCACAAUUUCCACCAAAAUCUUUUCAGAGGACAACUUUGACUUUCAGAAAGAGAUUCCAAGUGACGUCUUGAUGUGACUUCACCAGGGCUACAACACCGGCUGGAGCAUUCAAAGCCUCAGUACACCAUUUAUCACUUGAAAAAUAGAAGAAGUAUUGUUAUGUAUCUGUCUGACAGUCUGAGAUGUUAGACUACCUGAGAGAAAUGCAAACAAAUAAACAACUUAAUUUUGAA